Molecule: messenger RNA, 2355 nt
Organism: Podospora anserina S mat+
Lineage: Eukaryota; Fungi; Ascomycota; Sordariomycetes; Sordariales; Podosporaceae
Exons: 6
Coding region: 1-2355 (784 amino acids)
Biological process (GO): ribosome biogenesis; maturation of LSU-rRNA from tricistronic rRNA transcript (SSU-rRNA, 5.8S rRNA, LSU-rRNA)
Cellular component (GO): PeBoW complex; preribosome, large subunit precursor
Molecular function (GO): ribonucleoprotein complex binding; protein binding
Source: RefSeq, a predicted model, not a curated record
AUGAAGUCAAAACCGGUAGAAAAGAAGCGCAAGGUGAGGGACGAGGAAUCCGACUCGGAGUCUGACGACGAGCUCGCAAAUGGUCUUUUCGACGGUGUUUUGGAGGCCAGCGAAGAUGAGGAGGACUACAUUCCGUCCGACGAAAUCGACGAUGUCGACAGCGAAAGCGAGGUCAGCGAAGGUAGCGAGGACGCCGAGGAGGAGGAGGAGGAGGAAGAGGGGGAUGACGAUGCGCUCUUGAGCGACGACAUUCCGUCAGAUGAUGAGAUGGGGAAGCUCAGCAAGGAUGCCGAGGAACUUGAAAUUACGGAACCGGGCGUUGACCCAAAGCCAAAGCACCAAGAGGAGGAGGACCGCAAUUACAAAGUUGUGAAGGACGCCAAUGGUGGAGAGAGAUAUGUCUACGAUGAAAUCGACCCAGUCUACGAUUCCGACGAUUCAGAUGCCCAAGGCCCCGUUAACACGAUAGGAAACAUCCCCCUCAGCUUCUACGACAGCUACCCACACAUCGGCUACGACAUCAAUGGCAAGAAGAUUAUGCGCCCAGCCACUGGCGAUGCGCUGCAAAGUCUUCUCGAUACCAUUGAGGUCCCCAAGGGCUGGACUGGUUUGACCGACGUCAACACCGGAAACCCGCUCAAUCUUACACAGGAGGAGCUGGAGUUGGUCCGUCGUGUCCAGCAUGGGCUUGUUCCUGACGAGGGUUAUGACCCAUAUCCCGAUACCGUCGAAUGGUUUACUUCCAAGCAAGAAACGAUGCCCCUCAGCGCGGCCCCCGAACCCAAGAGGCGCUUCUUGCCAUCCAAGAACGAGGCUAAGCAGGUGAUGAAAUUGGUCCGCGCCAUUCGCGAAGGCAGAAUCCUUCCUUACAAGCCUCCUGAGGAGCGUGAAAGAGAGGAGGAAGAGAAGGAGGAGGUUCAGUUCGAUAUUUGGCAAGAUGAGGAGCCAGCGGCACCAAAUCCUAUGCACAUUCCUGCGCCUAAGCUCCCACCUCCUGGCUAUGAAAUGAGUUACAAUCCUCCUGAGGAGUACUUGCCAACAGAGGAAGAACGCGAAGAGUGGGAGAAGACUGACCCUGAGGACCGCGAGAAGGAGUUCCUCCCUCAAAAGUUCAACUCUCUUCGCAAGGUACCUGCGUGGGGCACUUUGGUCAAGGAGAGAUUCGAACGGUGCAUGGACCUUUAUCUUGCUCCCCGUGUGCGGAAAAACAGGCUCAACAUUGACCCCAACUCGCUUCUUCCCAAGCUUCCUUCGCCUGCUGAGUUGAAGCCAUUCCCUACCGUUGUCCAGACCAUCUUCCGCGGCCACGAGGGCACGGUAAGAAGUAUCGCGAUUGACCCUACCGGUGUGGCUUUGGCUACAGGCGGCAGUGACGGCACUGUGCGCGUAUGGGAGUUGUUGACCGGCCGGCAAGUAUGGUCUGUGAAGUUGAGCAGUGAAGACCCAGUCUAUACCGUCCGCUGGAGACCAACCAAGGAUGCCUUUGUCCUUGCUGCUUCUGCGGGUGAGGAUGUCUUCUUGAUGGUUCCGCCACACUCGAGCGUCACGCCUACACUUGACCAGGCAAGCCGUGAUGUUCUCGCUGCUGGCUUCGGCUACGCAACCAACGGUCAACAACCAGCCACAGCUCCCGGUAAGGAGCCUGCUGGCAAGUGGGCCAGACCUGGCACCAAGCUUGAAGACGCAGGUGUUCUUGUCAGGGUCACAGUCAGGUCCGCUGUCAAGGUCAUUACCUGGCACAGAAGAGGCGAUCACUUUGCGACAGUGUCCCCCGAGGGCCAGCGCAGCUCUGUGGCGAUUCACACCUUGUCCAAGCACCUUACCCAGAUUCCUUUCCGGAAACUCCACGGUCUUGCACAGACUGUGGUGUUCCACCCGCUGAAGCCACUCUUCUUCGUUGCGACGAUGCGCACAGUGCGGUGCUAUGAUCUUCAGAAGGUGGAGCUGGUCAAGAUUGUCCAGCCUGGUGCUAAAUGGAUCUCGUCACUUGACAUUCACUCUGGCGGCGAUCACUUGAUUGUCGGCAGUUACGAUAGGCGGUUGCUCUGGCACGACCUUGACUUGUCCAACCGGCCACACAAGACAAUGAGAUUCCAUCCAAAGGCCAUCCGCGCCGUGCGGUUCCACAAGGGCGGACUUCCGUUGUUCGCAGACGCCAGUGACGACGGCACGUUGCAGAUCUUUUAUGGCAAGGUGCCCAAUGACCAGCUUGAAAGCCCUACAAUCGUGCCAGUCAAGCAACUCAAGGGCCACAAGGUUGUCAACCAAGUGGGUGUCGUGGAUAUCGACUGGCACCCGAGAGAACCGUGGUGUGUGUCUGCCGGAGCGGAUGGAACGGCGAGGUUGUGGAUGUAA